Colletotrichum destructivum is the source of this 1364-nucleotide messenger RNA. RefSeq lists its product as uncharacterized. Lineage: Eukaryota; Fungi; Ascomycota; Sordariomycetes; Glomerellales; Glomerellaceae. The coding region runs from base 526 to 1341 and encodes 271 amino acids. The transcript has a single exon. The record is from RefSeq and is a predicted model, not a curated record.
UCUUUGUUAGCUCGACAAGCGCGUGACAUGGCGACUAGGCGGGCGAGCCUUUUGUAGUCAUUCGAAUGGACGCCGGGAAGGUCUAGAGUCUUUGAACCCCAUCCCACAACGGCUCACAACUGCCAGGUUCAGGACUCAGUGCAGUGACUGACCUCAAAGCUAUCCGCCUUCUCCAAGAGUCGCGUCAUUCGAGAAUUAUAGGGCUGUACGAGCGAAAUAGAGCUGCAGCCACCCGAAUUACAGGCCUAUGAGGUGGUGAAACCAGUCUGGAUUGGGGAGGUAGCCAGCUCCAAAGUGUCAUGGUGACAAGGAUGCAUUUGAGGUGAGCGUGGCUGGAGUUGGAUGCUGUGGCUGAUGCAAACAGGACGUGGCUUUUGGCGAAUGUUUAUUUCAUCCCUCAACCGCCUCUCUUCACUUCACUAUCUUAACCAAUCGUGUGCUGCGCAGGGGCAAGAUUCUCUUUCUCAAAAGUAACUCAUCUUGCUUGUAGACACCUACACAAGAUUCACUCCUACAACGUCAAAAAUGCAGGAGCCAUCGAGAAGCGAAGUUGUGAGGGAUCUCCAUGGCGACCUCGUUCGCAAGCACAAGAGACACGGCGCCGUUGUCGAGGACAUCUGGAGGGGUUUCAACCAGAAACAGCGGGCGAGCUGCGUCAAAGCCGGCAUGAUGGACGGCGUUCUGCUAAAGCAUUCCCGGGAUGUUUCCUUGGGCAACAUGUACAAGAUCGUCUCCGAGUGGAACUUGCGCGACCUCACCGAGCGACCCGAGCAUCUCUUGAGCAUGCUGGAGCACCGGGCCAAAAGAUCGCUCGCGCAACAGUAUUUCGCUGGCCCCAACAAUGGCGAAGGUGACUACGGCAUCAUUGACGAAAGCAUGCACACCAGAGGCCUCCGUCACGUCAACCCCUUCAAGGAUUGUUGGACGUUUUUCAUAGACGGAGAGCAAUACGGACUGUCGACGAGGAUCGUAUCGGACCACGAACAAGUGUACCGCGACUUUGGCGCAGCUAUGGCGGCCAAGGUCUGCAUUCCACAGGCCACGGGCGAACUCGUCCUACAGCGGCAAACCACUCUGUUGCAGUUGUUGAACAUUCUCAUCGAGGACAUCCUCGAGCAGGGCUCCAAGGAGCGAAGCCAGAAACAGCGUCCUACGAUGUCGGAUGUGACGGCGUCGACCGCAUUCUCCAAGCUCAGCAUCGAGGACCCUCCCGCCAAUCUGUCCCUGCCCGAUCUCGUCGUAAGCGCCCGUGACCAGGCAGCUUCGAUCACGGAACGCCUCAGCUUGUACUCGGAACCGGUCGUCUUGGCCCACAACGUCAACUUCUGGUUCUUUAGCUGACCGGAGCUUCUCCCCGACGAAAA